Molecule: messenger RNA, 157 nt
Organism: Scutellospora calospora
Lineage: Eukaryota; Fungi; Glomeromycota; Glomeromycetes; Diversisporales; Gigasporaceae
Source: the annotation of a GenBank genome assembly
CUCUCCAAGGUCUCCAAGGUCUGGUAAUCGAAGUGUUCCAGCGUUUUUGAAUAAACUUUAUAAUAUGGUUAAUGACCCUCAGUCUAAUGAGCUAAUUACUUGGUCAGAAGCUGGAAGUUCCUUCUUGGUAAAACGACCUCAAGAUUUCGCCAAAGAA